GACGUCACCGAAGGGUUCAGUUGGAGCACCUGUCGCACGCGCCGAUCAGUCAGUCGAAGCCGAACCCUCGCGGCGGUGUUUCCCGAUGUUCCCCUCGUCUGGUCUUUUCUCUGGUAUAAGUUGUCCUUUCUCAAAACGUGCGUGUGAGCGGCCGCACUGUUUGUACAAACAUGCCAAAGAAUUGCGGGAGAUGCUCGGCGGCUCUCGUCAAACGCCGAUAGUUGGUUUUGCAGGGGAGCAAAACUGUUAUGCGGUGAAUGACGAGGCCAAAGAUGACUCCCUCCAGGAGCUGGAGCGGAUCAACAAGGAGAUUGAAACCGUACGGCACGAGGUGGAGCAGGAGCAGAGGCGGCUGUCCCGCUACCAGACCGUGCUGGCAGACGACAGAAAACCUGCACCUUCUCUCUCUGCUUCCAAGUCUGAGGCUGUAGGUAAAAAAAUGGAAAGAGGUCCAUCGUCGUGCGCGGCCCCAACUCGCUCGUCUUCCAGAGGAAAGAAGUACGUGGUUGACAACUCAAAACCCAGGACAGAUUUGGAGUACGACCCUCUGUCCAACUUCUCUGCUGGCUUGAGGUCUUGCGGUUCCUCCGGUAAAGAGCAAAAAGGCAAAAACGGGAGAGAUUUGAAAAGGGAGAGAAACGUCACAGACGAGCCUCCGCCCUCCCGGUUGCCAUCUUCAGAGCCCCUUGACGACUCUAACGAAGACGAUGACUUGAUUAUUGACAUUCCCCCCUCGCCUGACAAAAAGAGAAGGACACCUGGUGACGUUGUCUCGGGCAAACUCAUCCAGAACCAAGCAAAGGUCAAAACCCAGCCUGUUCUACCUCUGAACGCGUGCGAGGCCACAACUCUACCAUCGCCAAAAAUGGAAAAAAUGAGAGGCCAUAGUAACUGCAAUGACGAGAACAUUCGAGAUUUGUUUGGUCUUUAUGAGCGUAAAGAGUGUGAGGCUGUACCAGUUGACGGGGGUGCAAUUGAUUUAACCGGCUAUUUAGAAGAAGUGCAAACUCGCUCUCUUGCUGAAAAAGUAGUGGCGGCGGGCCCUGAACCUGCGAGUCCUCCUGCCACCGCGGACCAGCAAGACGCCAACAGCAACCACUUGUUGGCGCAGGAGGCCGACGACCCGUUCCAGGUGGACCUUUCCCAGUGGGAGCUGCCCCAUUGCGUUGGGGAUAAAAUGGAUCCACUGCAGCCGCAUCGUUCUCACCCAAAGAAUUCCCUUUUUGACGACCCUCCGGGUGCUAACUCUGACUCCCCGGGUGCAACGCGGGUCCGGAGCGCAGAGCAGCGCGCUCAGAACUGGCUCAGUAACCAGUGGCUGCCAGAGAUGCCGCAAAGCCAGGAUGCGCCAGCCAAAGUGCCAGGACAGGCGCCAACGGAGCCGGCUUGGUCAAACGGCGCCGAGCUGAUAACUGGACAGCUUUUUGUGACGGAAGUGGGUGGUGGUGGUGAUGAUGAUGAGGAGGAGGUUAUACGCAUUACUUCCAGCUCGGAUGAAGACGAGCUCAAAUAUUCUGAGGCGGAGUUCUCCGACAGUGAUCCGAUGGAGGAAUGCUACAGGAUCUUCAUGGAGGCAAAUGAGGAACGGGGGGAUGAAAAGCAGCCCGACGUGUCUGUUGCCGCCGAUGUGGAGAAGCCGAAGUUGAGCGUCAAACCGCAGGCAUUGCCAGGAAAGAGGGUGGCUCAUGAUGCCAAACAUACAGAGCUGCCUGUGGUUAAGAGCAGACCUCAGCCCCAGGUGCUGGUUCCCCUACGGGCGCCAGCGGUGUCUGGAUUUACCUCCCGGCCCUCGACCACCUGCAAGGUCCAGCAGGUCCAGCACAGAGCCGCCGCGCUUAAAGGCGGUCAGGCCUUCGUUGUUUCCUCCAGCUAUCAGAGGAAGCCAGAGACCCACAGUGCGUCUCUCCCAUCAACCCAACCCCCCGAGAACCUGCAGUCCGCUCCUGUACAAAAUGCUCACAUGAACUACAUAUCUUUGGGAACCGCCGUGAUCGGAGUGGACAACAACCUGCACUUGAUCCUCCCGGAGGGCCUCUUCCCCCUGCCCGCCUCCUCCGGCUCCGGCCACGUGACUUCAGUGCUCACCCCGAUCAGCCAGGUGACCACGAGCGCUGUGGCUGUGAGACAGAUGUACCACGCACCUGCAGUUACCCCUCUGCAAAGAUACCGCACGACCGCCCCGGUGCUCAUCCCAGCGCCGGCGCGCAAGCCGUCGCUGGCCUCGGCCUUCGCGUCGAGUCCCGCUGCCUCCGCCGCUCCUCAAGCUGCCGUCCACGCCGCUGUCAAGCCGGUGCCUACUAAGCGCAAACUGAAGCAGUGUGAGGCCGCCAAAGACAAAGUGCCCCAUGAAAUCCGACAGCGUUAUGUCAACAUGUUCACGGAGGAGUUCCUCAAGACCACGGCGAAUGUUAAUGAAGCUUUUGAAAAGGCGCUCAAUGAAGAGAAGGCUGUGUACAAUCGCAGCGUGAACAAACUGAAAUAUCUGAGUGUUGCAGUGAACGCUCUGAAGAAGCUGAAGAACCAAAGUGCUGUUUCAGCUAAAGAUGAAAAUGAAGACAAAAGCCAACGAUCUAAAGGCAACAUUUCACUUGAUCUUAACAAGUUAAAAGGAAACGGUGACACGGCGCUGUACGAGAGUUUAAAGGACUACAUUUUGACUGAGGAAACUCUGGUUGAGAGCAACUUUCCUGUCCAGCACCCAGAGAACCCUGGCUGUGCUGUUCUCUUUGUAGACAGUAAGAAAGGCAUCGCAGACCCCCUCAAGAGGAUCUGCUGUCGAUGUGGAUCCACGUACUCUGUGAACCAGAUGGGUAAACACACUCGGAAAGAGGAGUGUAAUUACCACCACGGGAAAGGAGUCACAAAAAAAGUGCCAGGUGGAGUGGAGACGCGCUACAGCUGCUGCGAGGGAGUCAUGGGAGCGCCUGGAUGUCAGGUGUUUCAGGUGCACGUGCACGAUUUCGUCAGCCUGGAAGGGUUUGUGUCGACCGUCCCCAGACUUCCCUCGGACACCAGCUGCCCCGGGGUCUACUCCUUGGAUUGUGACAUGUGUUACACCAUUCACGGUCUGGAGCUGUCCAGAGUGACUGUGGUCAACUGGAGCCUGCAAGUCGUCUACGACACCUUCGUCAGGCCGGAUAAUGAGGUCAUUGACUAUAACACCAGGUUUUCAGGCGUCAGUGAGGAAGAUGUGAAGGGUAACCGCACCUCCCUCAGAGAGGUGCAAGAGACCUUAUUGAGCUUCGUCAGCGCCGACACCAUUCUGAUUGGACACGGCCUGGAAACAGACCUCUGUGCCCUAAAGUUGCUCCAUGGGACGGUGGUUGACACAUCGGUGGUCUUCCCUCACCGUCUUGGCCUCCCUCACAAGCUGACCCUCAACAACCUCACAGCUGAAUAUCUCAUGAGGAUCAUCCAAGAGAGUGUUUGUGGCCAUGACACUGAGGAGGAUGCUGCUGCCUGCAUGGAGCUUAUGUUAUGGAGGCUCAAAGAAGAUGGAAAAAUGAAGAAAUGAUGGAUAUAAUGCUUGCUAAUCCCCAAACUGGUGACCCAUGAAUAAUGUAGACACGGUUAUGGAUAUUUGACAUAUCUAUUUCUGCCCUGAUAUGGGAGGGCUGUUUAGUUUUUCGGUUACAUUACUUAAUUUUGUGUUAAAAUGGUAAUCCCUCUAUAUAGAUUUUGAUUUUCAGACUGUCCAUAUUUGUGAAAGUCUGAAGGGGUGGGUGUUAUCAGUAUUAUCCCAGUAAAGGAAUGUAUUCAAA
Molecule: messenger RNA, 3761 nt
Organism: Gasterosteus aculeatus aculeatus (three-spined stickleback)
Lineage: Eukaryota; Metazoa; Chordata; Actinopteri; Perciformes; Gasterosteidae
Product: RNA exonuclease 1 homolog
Cellular component (GO): nucleus
Molecular function (GO): exonuclease activity; nucleic acid binding
Source: RefSeq, a predicted model, not a curated record